Vitrella brassicaformis is the source of this 5613-nucleotide messenger RNA. The record is from the annotation of a GenBank genome assembly. NCBI's taxonomy places the organism in Eukaryota, Vitrellaceae.
GGCAAGCCUUUCCCGGGAAAGGAGGCGACAAUUCCGCAUUGCGGUGGCUGACGCGUAGCUGAUUCUCGUGUAGGGAUGGGAAUCAAAGGUCUUUGGGAUCUGGUGGCCCCGUCGGGCCGUCGUGUCAACCUGGAGGCGCUGUCCGGCUCCACUUUGGCCAUCGAUGCGUCCAUCUGGCUGGUGCAGUUCCUCAAGGCCAUGCGCGACAGCGACGGCAACAUGGUCCGCAGCGCCCACCUGGUCGGCUUCUUCCGGCGCAUAUGCAAGCUGCUCUUCUACCAGAUCAAGCCCGUCUUUGUGUUCGACGGCCCGCCGCCGGAGCUCAAGCGCCGCACACUGGCGCAGCGUCGCCGGCUGCGCGAGCAGCAGGAGGCCAACCUGAAGAAGACGGCGGAGAAGCUGCUGCUCAACAAGAUGAAGUCCUACGCCCUCGACCAGAUCGAGGCCAAGAGGAAGGCCAAGAGGGCCAAUAAGGGCAAGGGCAAGGACAAGGGCAGCAGGGCGCGGGCGGCCUCACAGAACCAGCAGGAAGAAGAAGAUGAGAACCACAGACAUGAUGAUGGCGAGAAUCGCGAGAACGACAAAGACGAUGGUGCCGAAGGCAGGCAGCAGCGAGCCGCCAGCCCACCAGCAGCAGCGGCCGCUGCCGCGGCGGCGGCAGCAGCAGCACCAGCAGCUGCAGGGGGGCCAUCCUCACCGAUUGAUCUGCUAGAUAGCGACGAGGGGGAGCGCCAGAAGAGAGCUGCCGCCGAGGAGCUGUUUGGUGAUGACGACAGCGACGUGCAGAUGUGGGAGAAGGAAGAUGGUGGUGAAGAGGAUGGCGAGCAGGAGGGAGAUGACGCCGACCCCAUGGGCUACCGGGCGAGGCGACGCGCAUACUACAACUCCAUCCCCAACGAGUUCAGGUGCGUGCGGACCACACACACACACUUUUAGACAGUGUGUCCAUACCCAUCGUCCUGUCUGUCUGUCUGUCUGGCUGGCUGGCUGGCUGGCUGCGUGUGUGUGUGUGUGUGUGUGUGUGUGUGACAUAGGGGGUUUCUGGCGGAGCGUCGUCGUCUGGAUGACCUGCAGGUGGGCGAGUCGGCCAUGACCAGCAUCCUCUCCAUGCCCGGAUCAGCCACCGUCAAGAAGCGACAAGAUGCGCUCUUCGGCGGGCCCAGCAACAACCCCGCACGCAGGGGCGGCGGGGAGUCGCCAUCUGCUAGUGCUAGUGCGCCGGCUACUGCUGCUGCUGCCGCUGCGGCCGGCGGCUCAUUUGACGACGAUACACAUGUUUUCAGGGACGCAGAGGACUUCAAAAGUGAGCACGCGGAGAGGAGAGGAUGGACAUGGCUGCUUGUAUGGCCGAUGUGACGUUCGGGUGUGGUGUGUGUAGGUUAUCAUGUGUCUGGCGAGAACGGAGAGGACGUGGCCAUCACUCUGCCGCUCGAUGCCGAGAUCGACCCAGAAGUGUUCGAAACGCUGCCGGCAAAAGUGCAGUACCAGGUCAGCCAGACCGACACACACGCACACCCCUGUCUGUACGUCCAUCUCCCUCGAGGUCUCUGUGUGUGCGUCAUCCAUCCAUUCACUCGUCAGAUCCUGAAUCAGUUGCGUGACGCUUGGAUGAACGAGAGCCGUCUCAAGGCGGUGCAGGCCAAGGACGACCUGCAGGUGUUCAGCAACGUGCAGCUCGAGAGCUACAUGCGAUCCAUCCGCACCAACAAGGAGAUCGACACGGUCAAGGUCGCCAUGGCCGAGGACGUCCGCAAAGACGAAAAGGAGAUGGGCGGCGACGCCACCUCACAGGCAAGCAGCCACACCACACACACGGCGACACACGUGGCUAUACACGUGUGUGUGGGGGUGUUGGGGGGCACAGGUGUACAUCAAUGGUCCGGUGGAGGUGGACAAGGGCGGCCCGUCCAAGGGGCCGAAUUGGAACCCGACGGCCGGGGGGUGGAAGAGCCGAAAUGCAUACUGGGCGCAGCAGCAGAAGAAACCGACGCCCGGUAGGUAACACCCAGCCACCCAUCAGACACAACACACAACACACAAAAGAAGUGUGUCUAUCCCGUCCCGCGUCCGUUCAUCCAGAUCUGUUUGGUCUGGGCGAGUCGGCUGCUGACGACGGGUUUGACGAGUACAAGGACGGAAGAGACAGCAAGGAGGGCGAUGCCCACCACCCCAAGAAGAAGCGCCGCAAGCACCGCUACAACCCCGAGCACUUCUCCCACCUCCCCUCUCUCAAGAACACCGACCUCACACGCAAGGACCUCUUCACCGUCAAUGAAGACGACUUCGACGGACCGCAGCUGUCAGACCGCAGGAAGAAGCGGCCAAAGUCUGAGAGAGACCAGGCGCGUCUCCCCGGCCCCUCCCUGCCGUCCUUCUCUCCCGGCAAGACCUCGCGCGUGCCCGAGGCGGCCGAUGAAGACAUUCUGGAGUGUGAGGCCGGUGAUGCUCAUGAGGCGCCAAAUGGUGGUUUAGUGGUGGAGGAAGAUGAUGCGUCAGAGGGCCUGCCGGAUGGCUUGGGUGGCAUGGAUGUGGAAGACGAUGUGCUGGACCUCCUGGGCGAUAAGUUCUUCGACCAUGCUGAGGCGGACGAGCCACCAGAGCCCCCUCAUGACGAUGAGGCCGAGGCACCCGCAGCCCCACCAGCCGCUGACGCCGUUGAGCCGGCCAGUCCCUCGUCUAGCGAGGAGGAGGGCCGCCGCCCACAGCCGCCCGACACUGUCGACCUGACAGAGGACGCGCACGAGCCGCCACCCCCUCCCCCGCCUCCACCACCUCUCCCCAUCCCUCCGCUGGUCGUCGACCUCGACGAAGAAGAUGACUUGCCACCGCAGCAUGAGGUUCCUGCUGGUGUGGCUGCCGCUUCUAGGCCGGAAGCAGCCGAUCGACGCGACCACUCACCCCUCCGUCUGCUGUCGGCAUUUACACUCAAGCGGAAGCGGCCACCAACGCAUGAGGACCGGGAGAGCGGCGACUACGCCAACGAGCCGCAGCCAGUGGAGGUGCGCGGGGCGGACGGCGGUGUGUCGACGUCGCUGGGCGAGAGGGGUGGAGAUGAAGACGAGGAGGACUUGGUCGAGUGGGAAGAUGCAGAGGAAGAAGACCAACAGCAGGCCGAGCCGCCACUCGCCGAGCCCGCACCAGUACGUCAGCUGGCGGACGUGGCCGUGCCGGUGGUGGCUGUGGACAGGGAGCCGCCGGCGCAGCCACAAGCCGAGAACGCCGUGGCCAUGGAUGUGGAGGACCUGACGCUCGACGAGGAUGAUGCACGCUCAGCCCCACCACCACCACCAGCAGCAGCCAACGCUCCCCCGCCAGAGGCCCCGCGACAGCAACGAGAGGAGGAGCCCGUGAUCAUCCAACCUCCCCCUAUCCCUCCCGCACCUGCCGCAGGGGCCCCCCAAGCCGCAGAGAAGCAGCAGCAGGACACCGAGCAAGAGCAACAGCCCCCUCCCUCCCGCGAGGCUUCACCGGCCGAGCACUCUUCGCCGGCGGCCAGCGAGGAGGCCCCACCAGCCGCAGCGGCUGCAGCAGCUGCGGCAGCGGGUGGUGAUGCAGAGGACAGCAAGGGCCAGGCGGAUGACCCGUUUGCUGACAUCGACGAUUCGAUCUUCGACGAUUUGGAUUUCGUGAUGCCAUCGCCGAGGAAUGCAGGGGCAGCUGCAGGGGCCACGGGGGGUGGGCAGAGAGGGGGGCAGCGGGGCCGGGCGGCGCAAGUCAAUUUGGAGGAGCUGCGCGAACGACUGGUGAGUCAGUCAGUGAUGGAGCAGAGGUGGAUGGUUGAUUGACUUACGUGUCUUUGUGUGUGUGUCUGUCUCGUGUAGGAGGAGGAGCAGGUGGAGUUGAUGGGCGACUUGCAGAAGCAGAAGGCGCAGUCUGAGCACGUCACGCCAGAGAUGCAGGAGCAGGUCAGUCAGUCAAUACAGUACUUGGGUGGGUCGGCACGUCAAUCAACCAGAAAAGGCAAACAAACGGACCACCAACCCAAUGACCAUUUUCAGGUUCGUGAUUUGUUGCGUGCUUUUGGGAUCCCGUGGGUGGAUGCCCCCGCCGAGGCCGAGGCACAGGCGGCCGUCCUCAACGAGCUCGACCUGGUCGACGCAGUGGUCUCCGAUGACUCAGACGCUCUCGCGUUCGGAGCCAAGAAGGUAUGGGCACACACACAUGCAUGCCUGCCUGCUCAUCCCCGUGUGCGUGUCGUUUCUUCCACCCGUCCGUCAGGUGUACCGCAAUUUCUUCGACAGCCGCAAGACGGUGGAGAUGUACGAGACCGGGCUGAUGCAACGGCGGCUGGGCUGCGGCAAGGAGGAGCUCAUCCUACUGGCCAUCCUUCUGGGGUGCGACUACACACUCGGCGUGCGGGGCAUCGGUAUUGUCAACGCGCUCGAGGCCAUCAAGGCCUUCAAGUCGUUUGAGGGGCUCAGGAAGCUCCACGGAUGGGCCGCUGACAUCGCCAGGCUCACGUAAGUUGAGGGAGGGAGAGAGGAUGGAGGACGGAAGGGAGGGAGAGCCGUUCACUCACCGUCUUCUGUUCUCCUCUUUCUUUGUGUGUGGUGUGUCAGUUCUACCGGUGUGGACCCCGAUGACGACGAACCGAUGCGCUACUACAAAAUCAACCACAAGAAGUACAGAAACCACUGGUGAGUGAGUGAGCAACGGACGCAUCUGCCCCUCCAUCCAUCCAUCCAUUUGCCUCUCUCUCUCUCUCUCUCCCUCUCUCUCAGGAGCUUCCCUGCUGACUUUCCGAGCGAGGCCGUGUGGGAUGCCUUCGAGACGCCCCAGGUGGACCGCAGCGCCGAGCCCUUCAGCUGGUCCCCACCCCACGUCGACUCGAUCAUCCAGCUCCUCACCACACACGCCGGCAUGGGCGCCGACGACAUCCAGCAGCAGCUCGACCCGGUGAUGUACUCGCUCAACCAGCCGAGGGUGCAGACGACCCUGCAGCGGUACGGCUUCACGGUGCAGGUGGGCGACAGCUCGGCCUACCUCCGCCACGCCAAUGUGGGCGGUGGGGACGACACCGUGGCCGUCAUCCGGUCCAAGCGGAUGGGCAAGGCCGUGCAGACGCUGCGGGACCAGCAGAGGAUCAAGAAGAACAAACGGGACAGGCAGAAGAAAAAGAAGGAAGGUGGCACCAUCCAAGAGGCCUUUAACAAGGUAGGUAGGUACAUACCUACCGACAGACACCUAGCAGAAGAAAAGAUCUAAGUGUUCGUCUAUCGGUUCAUUGCCACCUGUAUCGCAUCCAUGGUGGGCUGCCUGACUGAUGCGUUCUUUCAGGCGUCAUCUUCGAGUGCUGCUGCUGCUGCCGCGGCUGCUACGCCAGCACAGGACGAGGAAGGGGCGACCAGUGCUGCAGCAGCAGCAGCAGCUGCUGCAAGUGGUGGUGGUAGUGGUGCCGACGACGCAAAGAGGGAGGCCGAUGCGGUGGAGUUGCAGCGUGAGCUAGAGAUGCUGGGGAUAUCUCCCGAGGAGCAGAUGGAGAUCAUACGGACACAGCAGGGGCUCUCGUGACACAGACAGACAGACGGACAGCCAUACAUCGAGACCAGAUGCAUUCCGUCAUUGUGGUGUACGUGUACAUCCGUCGUAUGACUGACUGACUGACUGACAGGC